This is a messenger RNA of Manduca sexta (tobacco hornworm), 1252 nucleotides long. RefSeq names its product alpha-(1,3)-fucosyltransferase C. The transcript is spliced from 2 exons. NCBI's taxonomy places the organism in Eukaryota, Metazoa, Arthropoda, Insecta, Lepidoptera, Sphingidae. Bases 1 to 1077 code for a protein of 358 amino acids. Gene Ontology annotation, molecular function: alpha-(1->3)-fucosyltransferase activity. Gene Ontology annotation, cellular component: membrane. The record is from RefSeq and is a predicted model, not a curated record.
AUGAAAUUGAAUUACAAAUGCCCGGUCCGGUUGCCAACAGACUUGAAGUACAUACUGAAAUGGACCGAAGCGUUUUCACAUUACAACGAACCGAUGUUCAGGAACGGUCAAUUUGUAUUCUUGGAGAACAAUUGCUCUCACACCAACUGCUUCAUGACGAACGACAAAACCCUGCUCACUGAUGUGAGGAACAAUGACGCGAUUCUGUUUGACGUUGAAAACAAUUGGGAUCAGCAUCCCAUAUUCAGAAGUCCAAAUCAAAAAUUUAUAUUCAUGGCGUCGGAAUCGGCGAGCAAUUUCCCCGUCUGUCAUCCUUACUUCGACUCUUAUUACAAUUGGACGUGGAGUUACAAACUAAAUUCUGACAUUCAGAGGUUAUUUGUCUACAUCUAUGAUAAGAAAGGAGAGCUCGUUGGUCCAAAAAUGAAUAUGACGUGGAUCGAUCCUAUGGAACCAACAUCGAAGGAGGUGAAGACGUUAUUAAAAAGAAAAAGGAAAGCAAUAGCUUGGUUCGUUUCGAGCUGUCACUCCAAAAGCCGGAGAGAGCUUGUAGCUAACAAUUUAACUAUGGCUUUAAGGAAAUACGACUUGAAAAUCGACAUUUACGGAUGGUGUGGUAAACUGACGUGCCCCAGAGAUCGGAUGGGAGACUGUCUGGAGUUUUUGAAGGAGAAUUAUUAUUUUUAUCUGUCUUUCGAGAAUUCACUUAGCGAUGAUUACGUCACUGAGAAGAUAAUGCAUGCAGUAAUGCAUUACACAGUUCCUAUUGUAUACGGCGGUGCGGAUUAUUCAAGGUAUCUUCCACCACAUUCCUACCUAAAUGCACUAGAACUCGGUGAAAAGGAAUUGGCAAGAAGCAUCCACAACCUUAUGAGACACAAGGAACAGUACUUCAAAUACUUUAACUGGAGGAAUCACUAUGUAAUAAAGGCGACACCUAUGCUGAACGGCUGCGCUCUGUGCGAAACUCUGAACAACCCGGCGUGGUUAGUGCAGAAGGGUAGUUACUCCGAGUUCAGGAAGUGGUGGAACCCCGAGUACGAGAAUCGGUGUGCUUUCUAUACAAGAUUUCUUUAGUACGUUGGAUAUAAAAAACCGCAUAACAAUUUUUAUUAACGUAGAGUGUUUUUACUAUAGAAUGAGGCUAUGGAAGUAUGACUAAACAGUGACUAACUUAAACUCAUUAUCAAAAUAAUUUUGUGUUAUGAUUUCUUAUGUUUACGCGAAUAUUAGACUUCGAAAAAAAAUUAUU